Nicotiana tabacum (common tobacco) is the source of this 1290-nucleotide messenger RNA. Lineage: Eukaryota; Viridiplantae; Streptophyta; Magnoliopsida; Solanales; Solanaceae. The record is from RefSeq and is a predicted model, not a curated record.
AUGACAUCGGACGACAGUUUAUUGAAUGAAUACGAAUGGGCCGAUGUUGAUUCUUAUGGUAGUUUCAACAAUGAUGUGCACUUAGAUGAUGAUGAUGAAGAACCCGAUGGAGAAUAUUACGGAGAAGCUGACAAUGAUGAGGGAGCAGGUCCAAUCUCUGGAAUGCAAUUUAGUGAUAAAGAUUCUUUGUUUGCAUUCUACAAAGAACAUGCACGAUUGAAAGGAUUCUCCGUCGUCAAAAGAAAUUCCAACAAGAAGGGUGGUGACAUUGCCAGCUACGUAACUUACUGUUGUGAUAGGGCUAGGAUUCGUAAAAUAAAUUUUACCACCAAGAGUAACAAUUGUAAAGCUAGGGUCGUUGCUGUUUUGGAUGAUUCUGGUUGUUGGCGUGACUCUAAGGUCGUUUAUGAUCACAACCAUGAUUUGCUCCCUUCCAUAUCGCGCCUGAUGGCUGGACAUAGGUCCGUUUGUGAUUCUUUGAAGAGGGAUCUUGUAGCUCACAAUCGAUCUGGCAUUAGACCCUCCAAGAAUAUUAGACUUGUUGAGCUUCAACGUGGUGGAUCGCAAAAUUUGGGUUGCACUCCAAAGGAUUGUAGAAAUUUUAUUUUAAAGAGUAGGAAUUUUGAAAUGCAAGAAGGGGACGCACAGUCACUGCUCAACUUUUUUCGUGAAAUGCAGGCGGCGUAUGAGAAAUUCUAUGAUGCGAUAUGCUUUGAUACGACGUACCUUGUGAAUCGAUAUAAUAUGCCAUGUGCUACAUUUGUUGGCAUCAAUCACCAUAGACAGUCCAUCUUACUGGGAUAUGCUCUCAUGUCUCAUGAAGAUAUCGAUAGUUAUAAAUUGGUUUUUAGAAUUUGGCUUGAGGCCAUAGGAAAUGUUCAUCCAGAUGCGAUCAUAACUGAUCAGUGUCAGAGCAUUAAGCCAGCCAUUACUGAAGUGAUGCCAAAUACAAUACAUAGAUGUAAGGGGAUGCAUGCGUUCUUUGAUGAAUAUAUUACCCGUCAAAGUACUCUUAAGAUGUUUGUUAACCAGUAUGAGUUAGCUAUAAGAUUUAAGCAUGAGAAAGAGUUGGAAGCCAAAUACAGGUCAAAGGGCUUUCAAAUUGUGUGUGAGUCAAUGUUCAAGUGGGAGGAGCAGGCAAUUCAGUGUUAUACGCGUACAGUGUAUGAAUUUUUCAAGACACAACUAAGGAAGUUUUAUCAUUGUGAAGUUAGCAGCCCCGGCGAUCAUCAAGUUGUCCCUGGUAUUGAGAAAUUCAUCGUUAGUGAUUAUUCAGUUAUAAAAAAAUGA